This is a messenger RNA of Ornithodoros turicata, 2230 nucleotides long. Its product is annotated as fatty-acid amide hydrolase 2-like. The transcript has 7 exons. Gene Ontology annotation, cellular component: endomembrane system. The record is from RefSeq and is a predicted model, not a curated record. The coding region runs from base 425 to 2059 and encodes 544 amino acids. NCBI's taxonomy places the organism in Eukaryota, Metazoa, Arthropoda, Arachnida, Ixodida, Argasidae.
CAACGCAAUUACACGGCGGACCUCGCCGCCUCGCUUCCUACGGUGGACGCCGUUGCCUCCAUCGGCUCGUUCCACAGUUUGUUAUCCCACGUGACGGCACAGUGUUGGCAACAAACGGGGCAGCUCCGCUGUAGUUAGGGGGCUGAAAUUCGUCCGCUAACACUGUCCAUGACCAACGGAUCGCUGCGCCCGGGCGGUCACACUCGGGGAUAGGAGAAUCCCAUUGACGGCGCGCCAAGUACGUUCUCUAGAGUCUUCCUAUAUUAACUCUAUGCUCCAGUGGAUUUGUUGUCAGCCAACUGCCCUGAAGCAGACGACAUUCCAGAGGGCGCCACAUCACUGUAAAAAGGCGGCCACCUAGCUGACCUAGCCCAGAGAAACAGCAGGAGCAGACGCAUUCUUGUUACAUGCGCAGCAUUCUUGGAUGCACUUGGAUGUUUCUCGAUCCGUACUUGCCUUGGGCUUGUGUCACUGUGCUGGAGCUAUGUUACGACUACUUCUUGACGUGUGGAUCUUCCUGCAAGAACUGUAUUAUUUCGCUUUCGACCGGGUGAUUCAUUUUCUGUUCAGCUUGUGGUACGGAAAUGUUGCCAAGGCCGUCUUGCCUCCGGUGGACAGCUCGCUCUUGUUUGAGCCGGCAACUUGUUUGGCCGUCAAUAUAAGGCUCGGAAAGGUGAAGAGCGUCGACGUGGUGAAGGCCUACAUCAAGCGUAUUAGGCAAGUACAACCAAUGCUCAACACCAUUGUGGAUGAACGUUUCCAAGAUGCCGUCGCCGAAGCUGAGGACAUUGACAGGAAAAUCAAGUCUGGCACGAUGGAUCCACAGUUCCUGUCCAAGCCAUUUCUUGGUGUUCCCUUCACAGCGAAAAACAGCGUUGGAAUAGAAGACUGCGUUCAAGACUGGGGCUCGUGGUAUCUAAAGGACCGCAAGGCGAAGGAAGACGCAAAAGUGGUCGAGCUCCUCAGGGAGGCUGGUGCUAUCCCAGUGGCGACGUCGAAUGUUCCAGAAAUGUGUAUGUCUGCGGACUGCGACAACAGAGUGUAUGGUCGCACAAAUAAUCCCUACGACACGAAUAGGAUUCCUGGAGGGAGUUCAGGAGGUGAAGCAGCUUUGCUGGCCUCAGCAGCUUCGGUCAUCGGUGUUGGGACAGAUCUGGGAGGAAGUCUCAGAAGUCCAGCUUCGUUCUGCGGCAUCUUUGCUCACAAGCCAACUGCAGGAAUAGUGUCGCUGGAUGGCAUCGACCCCAAGCUCCCCGACGCUCUCGCCGAGAUGAACACAGCAGGGCCAAUGGUGCGGUACGUGGAUGAUCUACUACCGAUGCUGAAAGCUAUGGCUGGAAGCCAGAACUCGGAUCGACUUCGUCUAGAUGUCGAGGUGAACCUGAAGAAGGUACGGCUGCAUUACAUUCCGGACGACGGCGCCAAGUUCAUAAGCCGCGUAAGACCGGAGGUUACUUCAACUGUCCACAAGGCUGUUGCCUACCUUGAAGAGGCAACGGGAUCCAAAUCAUGUCGACUCAGCCUCCCUGAAAUGCAGCACGCAUUCACUAUCUGGAUGGCAAAAGCGUCUCGUUGCCCUCCUAUCGCUGGCAGCUUCAAAGCAGGAAAAGGUCGCUUGCAUCCAGCAAAGGAAUUCCUGUUGACAGUCUUCGGUAGAUCGAAGCAUAAUUUGGCAUCGGUUAUGUACGCAUACCGUGAGAAUCGACGAUAUUUCGAAGACAAGAGACGUGUUCAAAAGUACGAAGCGAAGGAAAGAUCAAUCGGCGAAAAGCUAGAGGACAUCCUGCGUGAUGACGGUGUCUUGAUCAUCCCUGCUAACUCUGCACCUGCACCCUAUCACCAUGAGUGGCUUACCAGGCUGGGUUAUUUCACCAGCUUUUAUUGUCUCUUCAAUGUGCUUGGCAUGCCGGUGACAGCUGUGCCUGUUGCAACAAGCAACGAAGGACUUCCAAUCGCGGUUCAGGUGGUGGCAGCUAAGAACCAGGAUCGACUUUGCGUUGCUGUUGCCAAAGAAUUAGCGAAAGGCUUCGGUGGAUGGAAGAUGCCGAGCACACAAUAAAUACCCAUGUUUUGUUGGGUUACAGGAAUACUCCAAGAAUCUGCCUGCUACCGCUUGAGCGUGCGACAUGAAACUAAAGACGCUCGAAUGUGUAAUGCACCAGAACGUUCAUGUGGAAACUGUCACUAAUCGCAGCACAGAGAUUUGCCUAAUAAAGCAUUGUUGAUUGCU